This is a messenger RNA of Alternaria atra, 636 nucleotides long. RefSeq lists its product as uncharacterized. NCBI's taxonomy places the organism in Eukaryota, Fungi, Ascomycota, Dothideomycetes, Pleosporales, Pleosporaceae. The transcript has 2 exons. The record is from RefSeq and is a predicted model, not a curated record. Bases 1 to 636 code for a protein of 211 amino acids.
AUGGACAAGCUCAAAUCUUUGUCGGAUACUUACUAUACCAAGACAAAAUCGGGCAACCCUACCUCAGACUACCCCACCGUUCUUGCAGCCAUCGAAGACGCAUGUCGGAUCAAGCCAAAGAAUGAGCAUCCGCUCAGCAUCCUCCAUACCAAAGCGACUCCCCUCCUCAAGAGCAGUUGCGGCGCCCAGAUCUCCAAGCUGGCUGCAUGUGUGAACAACUAUCUUUUCCACGCUGCCAGCAAGGUCGACACGAGCGCCGACGCAGAUAUGCUUUUGACUGGUUCAGCCAAGGACAUCACAUUCAAGUACUUCCUCAUCCACCGAUACAGCCUCAUCCACGCGGCAAAUCUCUUCGAAGACGACACCUCCUUGCUCCUCCUCGCUCUCGUCUUCCAAAAGGCAAGCACCGUAAAAGAGCUGCUAGCUGUGAGUGGUGCGGAAUUCACCGACAAGGACCUAGAUUCCAUGGUAUUGCGUCACCUGAAACUCUACCAACAACAAUAUGGAGGAAAUGGCUGGGAUGAGGCGUUCGAAGAGCUCCGCGAAACCAUGGGCAGUAGGUGGCAUUCAAGCCUGGCCACGGCCUACAAGGGCUAUCACGCGUCUGGCACAUACCACAGCCUCUCCAUCAGAUGA